Messenger RNA from Trichechus manatus latirostris (Florida manatee), 3412 nucleotides. RefSeq names its product zinc finger protein 624 (gene ZNF624). Bases 234 to 2618 code for a protein of 794 amino acids. The transcript is spliced from 4 exons. Gene Ontology annotation, biological process: negative regulation of transcription by RNA polymerase II. Gene Ontology annotation, molecular function: RNA polymerase II cis-regulatory region sequence-specific DNA binding; DNA-binding transcription repressor activity, RNA polymerase II-specific. Gene Ontology annotation, cellular component: nucleoplasm. The record is from RefSeq and is a predicted model, not a curated record. Lineage: Eukaryota; Metazoa; Chordata; Mammalia; Sirenia; Trichechidae.
CAAAGGGGCGGGGAAGCCGAGGCGCUGAGUAUUCUGGGGACUGUAGUUCCGUGGCCACAGCUGCGCACGCGAAUUGACCUGCUUGGCGACCCGGCCCGGCAGCGCCGGCGCCAUUGUUGGAAGUGUUCCCGCCCUGCUCUGCGAGUGCCCUCAGUUGUCCUCUGUUUGGCCGCCAGGAAGCAGUGACAUUUAAGGAUGUGGCUAUUGACUUUACAUUGGAGGAGUGGAGGCUGAUGGAUCCUACACAGAGGAACCUGCACAAGGAUGUGAUGCUAGAGAAUUACAGGAAUCUGGUCUCCUUGGGGCUUGCGGUUUCCAAACCAGACAUGAUAUCUCAUUUGGAGGAUGGGAAAGGACCAUGGGUGGUGGUGAGAGAAAUUUCAAGAGCCCCAUAUCCAGAGUUGGAGACCAAACUAGCAACCAAGGAUGUUGUACUCACAGAGGAUUAUUCUGAAGAAGACUUAUCACAGGGAACCAUAGUAGAGAAACUCAAAGAGAAUGGCCUAUGGGAUUUCAGUUUGGGAAGAUCAUGGAAAUGGAAUGACAGGAUAUUGAGAUUGCAAAAUAAUCAGGAGAGUCAUUUAAAUAAAAAAAUAGUUACACAUAAGAACACUCCCACUGGUCAAAGAGGCUUUAGGUUUGGAUCUGUUCUUUUUCCAGAGCCAGAAGUUAUCACAGAGGAGCCCCACAGCAAAUGUGAAACACAUGAAGACAGUUUCACAGAGAAUUUGAUUGCAGAUACCCAUUUGGAGAAGAAAAUCUGCAAGGAUACUGAAGGCAGCAAAGCCAUAAGGCAUACUUCAGAACUUACUUUCGAAAAGAAAACUAAUUAUAAAGAAAAGCCCUAUAAAUGUAGUACGUGUGAAAAAUCCUUUCGUUACAGGUCAUUACUCAUUCAACACCAGAGGACUCACACUAAAGAAAAACCUUAUGAAUGUAAUGAAUGUGGGAAAAUGUUCAGCCAACCUUCAUAUCUUAGUCAACAUAAAAAAAUUCACACUGGAGAAAAACCCUAUAAGUGUAAUGAAUGUGGAAAAGCCUUUAUUGCUUCUUCAUCUCUUAUGGUACAUCAGAGAAUUCAUACUAAAGAGAAACCUUAUCAGUGCAAUGUCUGUGGAAAAUCCUUUAGCCAGUGUGCUCGCCUUAAUCAGCACCAGAGAAUUCAAACUGGAGAGAAGCCCCAUAAAUGUAGUGAGUGCGGGAAAGCUUUUAGUGAUAAAUCAAAACUUUUAAGACAUCAGGAAACUCACACUGGAGAGAAACCUUACAAAUGUAAUGAUUGUGGGAAAGCCUUUAGGAAUAAGUCAUAUCUUAGUGUACAUCAGAAGACGCAUACUGAAGAGAAACCAUAUAAAUGCAAUGACUGUGGAAAAUCUUUCAAGAAUACCACAAUUUUUAAUGUUCAUCAGAGAAUUCAUACGGGAGAAAAACCCUUUAGAUGUAAUGAAUGUGGUAAAGCCUAUAGAAGUAACUCAAGCCUUACUGUACAUAUAAGAACUCAUACUGGGGAAAAACCCUAUGAAUGUAAUGAAUGUGGGAAAGCAUUCAACCGUAUAGCAAAUUUCACUGAACAUCUGAGAAUUCAUACAGGAGAAAAACCCUAUAAAUGUAAUGAAUGUGGGAAAGCAUUCAUUAAUUAUUCAUGCCUUACUGUACAUCACAGGAUGCAUACAGGAGAGAAACCAUAUAAAUGUAAUGAAUGUGGAAAGGCCUUCAUGCGUUCUUCAUCUCUUAUUAUACAUCAGCGAAUUCAUACUGAAGAGAAACCUUAUCUAUGUAAUGAAUGUGGGGAAUCUUUUAGAAUAAAAUCCCACUUAACUGUACAUCAGAGGAUUCAUACUGGAGAGAAACCAUAUAAAUGCACUGAGUGUGAGCGGGCAUUCACCAAAAUGGUAAAUCUCAAAGAGCAUCAGAAAAUUCAUGCUGGAGUGAAACCCUAUAAUUGUUACGAUUGUGGAAAAUCCUUCAGGACAAAGUCAUACCUUAUUGUACAUCAGAGAACACAUACUGGAGAAAAACCUUAUAAAUGUAAUGAGUGUGAGAAAGCUUUCACAAAUACAUCACAGCUUACUGUGCAUCAAAGAAGGCAUACUGGUGAAAAACCGUAUAAAUGUAAUGAAUGUGGGAAAGUUUUCACAAGUAACUCAGGCUUUAAUACCCAUCAGAGAACACAUACUGGAGAGAAACCAUUUAAAUGUAGUGACUGUGGGAAAGCAUUUAGCCAGAUGGUACAUGUUACAGAACAUCAGAAAAUACAUACUGGAGAGAAACCUUAUAAAUGUGAUGUUUGUGGAAAAGCCUUCAGGAGAGGUUCAUACCUUACAGUGCAUUGGAGAACACAUACUGGAGAAAAACCCUAUACAUGUAAGGAAUGUGGAAAAGGUUGUAUUACCUUAUCACAGCUAACUCUACAUCAGAGAAUCCAUACCGGAGAGAGGCCCUAUAAAUGUGAAGAUUGUGGAAAAGCUUUCAGAACUAACUCAGACUUUACUGUACAUCUGAGGAUGCAUACUGGAGAGAAACCUUACAAAUGUAACGAAUGUGGAAAAGCCUUUAGGAGUAGCUCAAGCCUUACUGUACAUCAAAGAAUACACCAGAGAGAAGCUCAAUUAAUAUAGAGAACAAUAAAUCAUUCAUCCAGAUGUCAACUCCACAAGAAGAAUUCUAUAAACUUUAUAUUUCAUGAAUGUGGGGAAAUCUUCAGGAGCAAUUCACCAAGAAAUAACAUUGAAGAGAUACCCUGUAAACAUAAUGAAUAUGGGAAAGUGGUCAAAUUAAAUCCUAGAGGCUAUAAAAAGAGUUACACUAGAAAAAAAAAAUGGACAAAUGAAAACCUUCAUCCAGAUUUCUUACUUUAUUUAUUCAACAAAUUAUCUUCUAUGAAUUGCCUAUACUUUUUCUUUUUCUUUUUUUUGCUAUUUUUCUAUUGGUUUCUGUCUUUUCUCAUCAAUCUGAAGAUGUUUCUCUGUUUUAGAUAUUAGUCCUUUGUCGUGUACUGCAGAUGUUUUUCUUAAUCUAGAAUUUGACUUUAUACUUUUUUUAUACAGCAAAGUAGCUCACAAAAUAUUUUUACUUUGUAUAGUAAAAUAUAUUUUUUCCUUUUUAUAUUCUUUACUCUUUUAGUAAAAAGGGUCUCUUUAAUCCCUAGGUUAUACAUGUUGUUAGUUGCUGUCGAGUUCACUCCGAACUUAUAGUGACCCUGUGUAUAACAGAACAAAGUGUUGCCCAAUCCUGCAUCAUCCACAGAAUCAUUGGUAUGUUUGAACCCAUUGUUGCAGCUGUUUUGUCAAUCCAUUCCAUUUACUGACCAUCUGAUAUCCUUUUCUAGCAAUUGGUCUUUCCUGAUCCAAAGUAAGCAAGUAAGUAAGUAAGUCUCGCCAUCCUCACUUCUAAGGUGCAUUCUGGCUAUACU